Molecule: messenger RNA, 3065 nt
Organism: Phragmites australis (common reed)
Lineage: Eukaryota; Viridiplantae; Streptophyta; Magnoliopsida; Poales; Poaceae
Product: G-type lectin S-receptor-like serine/threonine-protein kinase At2g19130
Exons: 1
Coding region: 439-2943 (834 amino acids)
Biological process (GO): protein phosphorylation; recognition of pollen
Molecular function (GO): protein serine/threonine kinase activity; ATP binding
Source: RefSeq, a predicted model, not a curated record
GCACACCACACAUGUGUGAUGUGUGCAUUCACCCAUCCAUCCAGCGUCAGCCAGUCAUACUUCCUCUCUUCUCCAAUUCAAGCAUUCUCUUCUCCAUGCCUCCCCUCUACAUUUGGCUUCUUCUGAUCCUCUCUUCCCAGCACACUACUAAUGCUGUAAAGUUGAGGGAGACUAGAAUCUAUUACCAGGCCAGUGCAAGUGAAGCGGCUAGGGGAGCGCUGUCCUGUCGCAAUCAACAGUAUUCUGAAUUCAUAUGACCAGAAGCGUCGUUGCCGUAAGCCACCUAGACAUGCAUGCAUUUACCUCUUUCUUUACAUACAUACCCUCUUCUUCCUUCUCCGAAUCGUAGAGCAGGACACCCCACAUCAGUGCACCGCACCCAUCCACCAUCAGUACGUAUUCCUCUCUUCUCCAAUUCAGGCAUUCUCUUCUCCGGCCAUGCCUCCUCCCCUCCGCAUAUUACUACUCGGACUCGGUGGGCUUCUCCUCUCUUCCCUGCACACUCCUUCAAGUUGCGCCGCUGCAAACGAUGACACUCUCAUGGCAGGCCAAGCCCUCGCCGUCGGUGACAAGAUCAUCUCAACGAACCGCAAGUUCGCACUCGGCUUCUUCCAGCCAGAGCCAACAGGCAUCAUCAGUAAGUCCAGCGCCAACGCCACCACCUUCUCCUCCCCCGGCUGGUACCUUGGCAUAUGGUUCAAUAAGAUCCCAGUUUUUACUACUGUCUGGGUUGCCAAUAGGGAGAAGCCCAUCGCUGACCCCGAGCUCAAGCUAACACAGCUCAAAAUCUCAAGAGAUGGCAACCUUGUCAUCAUCUUAAACAAUACCAGUAUUGAAUCCAUAAUCUGGUCCACUCACAUUAUUGUCAACAGGACGACACAAACCAGCACAAACACGACAAGUGCUGUGCUCAUGAACAAUGGAAACCUAGCUCUUCUAGCAGAAAGCCCAUCUAGUAAUGUUCUGUUGUGGCAGAGCUUUGACUACCCUGCAGAUGUUGCGCUUCCGGGCGCCAAGUUAGGCUGGAAUAAGAUCACUGGUUUGAAUCAUCAGUACAUCUCGAAGAAGAGCCUGAUUGAUCCAGGUCUUGGCUCAUACAGUGUUGAACUAGACACCGACGGGGUGCUGCGCCUCAGGCGCCGCUACCCCCCCUCUGUAGUGUAUUGGACUUGGUCAGCCGGAAAAUUACUUGUACGAGUACUCAAGUCUCUGCUAGACAUGGAUCCACGGACCAAAGGUUUGUUUAACCCCUCAUAUGUUGAUAGCAAUGAAGAGGAGUACUUCACGUACACCUUAUUGGAUGAAUCAUCUUCCACAUUCCUCUCCAUAGACAUUUCGGGUCAGAUUAAGCUGAAUGUAUGGUCACAAGCCAGACAAUCUUGGGAAACCAUAUAUGCCGAACCUGAUGUUCCCUGCCUUGUGUAUGCUACCUGUGGACCCUUCACGGUUUGCAACGACAAUUCAAGUCCAUUCUGUGACUGUAUGGAGAGCUUCUCUCGGAAGUCACCUUGGGAUUGGGAGCUUGGUGAUCGAACUGGAGGGUGUGUCAGAAAUACUCCGUUAGAUUGCACAGCUAGUAAGAAAAACACAAGUUCAACAGACAUGUUCCACCCCAUAGCUCGUGUCACAUUGCCCCCUGACCCCCAAACCAUAGAAGGUGCUACCACUCAGAACAAAUGCGCUGCAGCGUGUCUCAAUGACUGCUCCUGCACUGCUUAUUCCUAUAAUAACAACAACAUAUGCUCAGUCUGGCAUGGGGAAUUGCUUGAUGUAAACUUGAAUGAUGGCACUGAUAUUACUUCUGAAGAUGUUCUUUACCUUCGCCUUGCUGCCAAAGAUUUGCAAAGUCUGAGAGAAGACAACAAAAGAAAACCAAAUGUUGGAGUUAUUGUUGCUGCUACAAGCAUUAUUAGUUUUGGGUUACUAAUGCUCAUGUUGUUAAUGGUUUGGAGGAACAAAUUCAAGUGGUGCGGUGUGCCAUUACACGGCAGUCAUGGUAGUGGUGGUGGAAUUAUAGCAUUUAGAUACACUGAUUUAGGCCAUGCUACCAAAAAUUUCUCGGAAAUACUAGGAGCAGGUGGUUUUGGUUCUGUAUUCAAGGGAGUGUUAAGUGACUCAACUGCUAUAGCAGUGAAAAGUCUUGAUGGUGCACGUCAGGGAGAGAAGCAAUUUAGGGCUGAGGUGAGCUCAAUUGGAUUGAUCCAACAUAUCAACCUAGUCAAAUUGAUUGGUUUCUGUUGUGAAGGUGAUAAGAGGCUACUUGUGUACGAACACAUGUUAAAUGGGUCUCUGGAUGCACACCUAUUUCAGAGCAGUUCUACUGUCCUAACUUGGAUCACCAGGUAUCGAAUAGCCAUAGGAGUUGCUAAAGGAUUAUCCUACUUGCAUCAGAGUUGCCGCGAAUGCAUCAUACACUGUGAUAUUAAGCCAGAAAACAUACUUCUCGAUGCAUCAUUUGUUCCUAAAAUUGCAGAUUUUGGAAUGGCAGAGGUUGUAGGAAGGGACUUUAGCCGAGUUCUAACAUCAUUCAGAGGAACUAUAGGGUAUCUUGCCCCAGAGUGGCUUAGCGGAGUUGCUAUUACACCAAAAGUUGAUGUUUAUAGCUUCGGUAUGGUACUGUUAGAAAUCAUAUCAGGAAGGAGGAAUUCACAUGAAAUGUACACUAGCAGCAGUUAUCAUGUUGCUUAUUUCCCUGUGCGAGCCAUCAACAAGCUUCAUGAGAGAGAUGUGCUGAGUUUGGUUGAUCCACAAUUGCAUGGUGACUUCAUUAUGGAAGAGGCUGAAAGGGUUUGCAAAGUUGCAUGUUGGUGCAUCCAAGAUAAUGAGUGUGAUCGGCCAACAAUGGGUGAAGUGGUCCAGGUUCUUGAGGGUCUACAAGAGCUUGAUAUGCCCCCGAUGCCAAGACUACUUGCAGCUAUAACGGAAUGCUCUGAUGUGGCUUGAGUGUAAUAAUUCAAAAAUACUCUAUAGUCGAUGUUACUAGUCUUUUUUCAGCAAAAUUUAAAGUUGUAAUGUCGAGUGGAAGUAAUAAAAGAAGGCAAGCUUCUAAUUGCUAAGUUGUAUCC